Molecule: messenger RNA, 1945 nt
Organism: Asparagus officinalis (garden asparagus)
Lineage: Eukaryota; Viridiplantae; Streptophyta; Magnoliopsida; Asparagales; Asparagaceae
Exons: 2
Coding region: 44-1099 (351 amino acids)
Biological process (GO): defense response to fungus
Cellular component (GO): nucleus
Source: RefSeq, a predicted model, not a curated record
ACGGCGUUAUUACAAUGUUAAGUUCGAUCGUGGAGGUGUUGCGAUGGGAAAAGUUCAGAGGAAGGAGAUUAGGCCUUGCCCUCCUCCAAUGGAGAGAUGGGGAGAUUUUAAUCCUGGUGACAUUGUUGAAGUUUUUGAUAAUAACUCCUGGAAGAGUGCAAAAAUUGUAGAGGUUCGUGAUAGUGGGAAGUACUCUGUGGUUAUUCACUAUGGAUCCUCUAGCAUGCUUGAAGUUCACAAAUCCAACAUAAGGGUGCGACAGUAUUGGAAUGGCAACGGAUGGGUGUUGGUUGAUAAGAUUGACGGCGUUUUGCUUACGGUAUCUGAUGGAUGUAUUACUUGGUUGCAGGAGUCUGAAAAAUUAAAUGAGGGAGGGUUGAAGAUACCAUGCAUUGGAGGAAAGGUCCACUACCAAAGAUUGCAACGUUAUGGAGAGGUGAGAAAACAUGAUGAUGAACAUUACCAGAUUUCUCUAAGAGGCUUGAGGAAGAGGUUGGAUAAUGGAGCAGGAGCUGGGAGAAAGUUCGGAGCGGUGAGGAAGGUGGGUAAGCACCAAAGAUUAUUACCUGAAAAGGUAGAUAUUUGUGCUUCAUCACGAAUAAUUUAUGGUGAUAAUUACAUGGAUGCUUCCUUAAACAAUAGAACAAUUGAGAUGCCUGAAUCUGGCAUGAACUGGGGAAAUCCAAAUGAAGAUGUGCAUUUCUUUCUUGGAAGUUUAGAACAAAGUGAUUCUGAUAGUCUUUCAUCCUCUGUUGGUAGUUGUAGUCCUUGGAAUAGUCGACAUAGGUCAUUUGACCAACCUGAGAAUAAUGCAAAUCGAUGUAUGGGCCCUAAUUUCGAUGAUAAUGAAGCUUGUAGCUGCUCAGGACGAGAACCUAGAGAGCCUUUCCAACCUACAACAGAGGGAGGAACAGCUGAAAUUCAUCAAUUGGAGUUAAAUGCCUACCAUUCAAUCAUGAGGGCAUUAUAUGCAUCUGGACCGCUAAGUUGGGAGAGAGAAGCUUUGUUAACUAAUCUCCGUCUUAUGCUUCAUAUAACAAAUGAUGAACACCUAUUGGAGCUAAGACAUCUAAACAACAUCAAAAGUGAUUUGGCUUAAGCAUUUCAGGUCAUUGUAGGAAAUCAUUUUAUUCUAUUUCUUUAUUCUAGAUUUUCAGUGUUGUUUUAAAGCUCGAAUGAAUUUAUGUCCAUUUAUCAGUUGUUUAAUUGCUGAUAUAUACUAAAGAGAGUGUAGUACUUGUAGAAGUUUUGUAUAGAAUGUGUUAUGAAGAAAUAAAGUUCUGUUUACCUAUGUUUCUGAUUUUGGAUUAGCUCCUGGGAUAUCCGGUGUUCCCAGUCUCGUCUUUCUCUCUUCUCUUCUCAGCUUAUGCUAUUCGAUUAACUUUAUCACAGAGUUCCUGGGUCCCCUCGUGAGUUGUCAAUUUGCGGGAAGAAUUGUGUUUCUGUUUAAGUUCUUUGCAAUAUUAUAUUUGUUUGCUAAUUUACAAUGAAGUCAUUCGUAGUCACAACCCACUUUUGGCACUGUUUAACUAAUGUGCUCUAACAAUAUGAGAUGCAUCUACCACUGGUUACUCGUGUAUUCCAUCAUUUCAUUGUAGGGAUUCAUUACGAUGGAUUAAAAUGUUUUUUCACUAAUUUUGGAAUGUUGUUAUCCCAGAAAAGUUUUGAUGCUGUCAAAUGAAUCAAAUAUAUCAUUGCAAAGGCCAUUUUAGAACCUCAUUACAUAGUCAUCUUCGUAAAAAAAAAUCUGAUAUUCCCCGUAAUGUGAUCAAUUCAAGAAUCAUGUUGUCUGUUAUUCUUGAUUUGAUUGAAAAUUCUAGUUAUUUGUGUUGCCUGCCUUGAGAGUGAGCAGAUCCUCUGUACUCAUUAUUUACAAAUACAGUUAUACUGCUGGGUCAAUUUUGGAUUCUUUGAUUUCGUUACAUAUUUGAUCCUUCUCAUGCGU